Messenger RNA from Caretta caretta (loggerhead turtle), 4788 nucleotides. It is a transcript of the gene CDC20B, whose product is annotated as cell division cycle 20B. The record is from RefSeq and is a predicted model, not a curated record. Gene Ontology annotation, cellular component: anaphase-promoting complex. Gene Ontology annotation, molecular function: anaphase-promoting complex binding; ubiquitin ligase activator activity; protein binding. Gene Ontology annotation, biological process: positive regulation of ubiquitin protein ligase activity; positive regulation of anaphase-promoting complex-dependent catabolic process; anaphase-promoting complex-dependent catabolic process. Lineage: Eukaryota; Metazoa; Chordata; Testudines; Cheloniidae.
AAGAUCUGCUUCUAGGAAGGUCAAGACAGAUGAAGACAUGUUGUGGGAGAAAGUAAUGAAAACACUUGGGAAAGAUCUUAAGCAGAUGAGAAAACAAAGUUUACAGAAGUUCACUAAGCUCCCUGAAGCCAACUCUGUAAGCCGUGUCGUCAGUCGCCCAUCCCUCCGUCAGAGCAACGGCAGACAAUUGUUCCGCGCCUUUUUUCUGUGCGGACGCCAUACCAAGGCAAGCAUGGAGGCUGCUCAGCUCACUUUGGCAAUUAGGAGCACAUUAAACACCACACGCAUUAUCCAGCAGUAUAUGCAGCCCCAGAACCUGGCAAAGUGAUAUCGGGCGAGGAGGCGACGUCAGCGCGGUCACGUGAGUGAUCAGAACAUGGACACAGAUUUCUCUGAAAGCAUGGGCCCUGCCAAUGCAUGCAUCAUGGUGCUAAUGGGGCAGGUUCAUGCUGUGGAACGCCGAUUCUGGGCUCGGGAAACAAGCACAGACUGGUGGGACCGCAUAGUGUUGCAGGUCUGGGACGAUUCCCAGUGGCUGCGAAACUUUCGCAUGCGUAAGGACACUUUCAUGGAACUUUGUGACUUGCUUUCCCCUGCCCUGAAACACAUGAAUACCAAGAUGAGAGCAGCCCUCACAGUUGAGAAGCGAGUGGCGAUAGCCCUGUGGAAGCUUGCAACGCCAGACAGCUACCGGUCAGUUGGGAAUCAAUUUGGAGUGGGCAAAUCUACUGUUGGGGCUGCUGUGAUGCAAGUAGCCCACGCAAUCAAAGAUCUGCUGAUAUCAAGGGUAGUGACCCUGGGAAAUGUGCAGGUCAUAGUGGAUGGCUUUGCUGCAAUGGGAUUCCCUAAGUGUGGUGGGGCCAUAGACGGAACCCAUAUCCCUAUCUUGGCACCGGAGCACCAAGCCGCCAAGUACAUAAACCGCAAGGGGUACUUUUCGAUAGUGCUGCAAGCUCUGGUGGAUCACAAGGGACGUUUCACCAACAUCAACGUGGGAUGGCCGGGAAAGAUACCUGAUUCAGGAAAGCCCACCUAUUCAAGAUUUAAAAGUUGCAUUGUGAAGAAACUGACGUCCAGUGUCCCUGUUGCUAGUAGCCCUAUCAUCACAAGAUGGCAGCAGACACAUGCAAGAAAUCACGUUGAGCAAACUUUCACAGAGUGUCAGCCUCUUAAUCUCUUUCCAGCUGAUGGAUCUGAGCUAGUAAGGACUCCUGCAAAGAUCUCAACAAUCCCAGUAUCUUUUCAGGUGCCUAUCAAAAAUUCUACCAACGAACCUUAUGUCAUUACUAAUGCCACAGCUAAGUGUCAUGAGACAACUUACUUACAAGGAAGAAAUAAAAGGAGAGCUGAAAUUGCAAAGAAGCAGAAAUGUCUUACUCAGCUGUUAAUGCUCCAAGAGGGUGGAUUUGACAUCCCAGAAAAUGACAGUAUAAAGAUCUGUGGAAACACUGAGUGUAUUUGGAAAGGCUGCCAGAAUGGAGUGAAUAAUGAAUUUACUGCUCACAGAAUUUCCACUAAUACCGAAUCUUUCAUACCAUUUGUCCCAGAGGUCAGGCUUCAUAUUACUGGCUUACGCAAUGAUUACUAUCUAAACAUCCUGGACUGGAACCAGGAAAAUCUCAUUGCCAUUGCUCUAGGAUCUGCUGCCCACAUUUGGAAUGGGGAAACCCACCGAAGCACUGAAAGAGUUAAUUUAAACUCCAGUUUAAAAUAUAUUUCUUCUGUAGCCUGGAUAAAAGAAGGAACUUGCCUUGCAGUUGGCACCAGUGAUGGAGAAGUGCAGUUAUGGGACAUUGAAACCAAAAAGAGGUUGAGAAACAUGUUUGGCCACCUGUCUGUGGUGGGAGCCAUGAGCUGGAAUCAUUAUAUACUUAGCAGUGGUUCAAGACUAGGAUUAAUUCAUCAUCAUGAUGUUCGGAUUGCUCAGCACCAUGUAGGGACCCUUUGCCAUAACAAGCAGAGUAUUUGCAGCCUGAAAUGGUCCACAAACAACAAGCUGCUGGCAAGUGGGUCCAGUGAUGGUCUAUUGAAUAUCUGGCCUAAUGACCCCGGUGCAACAGUGCAUUGCAAGCCAUUGAAAGCCAUACCCCAUGCCUCAGCAGUAAAGGCUAUGAACUGGUGUCCAUGGCAGUCAGAAAUCCUUGCCACAGGAGGUGGAAUGAAGGAUGGAUUUUUACGUGUCUGGGACAUAAACACUGGGAAAAUCAUUGAAACCACAGACACAAAAUCGCAGAUUUGCUCCCUGUUCUGGUUACCCAAAACCAAUGAAUUAAUGACUGGACAAGGCCUUCCUAAAAAUCAGAUGAAAAUAUGGAAGUAUCCCACACUUACAAAUUCAGCUGAUCUCUAUGGUCAUAAAGGAAGAGUCUUGCAUGUAGCACUGAGCCCAGAUCAUAGCAGGAUCUUUUCUCUUGCGGCUGAUGGAAUGGCUUGUGUGUGGAAAUACUGCUAAUCUGGCGAAAGCAAGGACUUUCAGGAGGAUUAUUCUAGUUAGUUGUGGCAACUUUUUUCCAUUGACUUUUGAAAAUGAGCAGUUAAAGGUUUUUGGCAAUGACAGUAAUAUAACAAAUCUGCAUUCUUUCCAAAUGAAACAUGGAAUAAAGAUAACACCUUUGUUCAAGAGAAAGCACUCUUCUAGUUAGUUCAUUAUCACAUGGAACGUGCUUGAGCCCAAACUGCCCAUGCUUUAGAUGAAAAACUUUCUAACUCUGAUUAAUAAUAUCACAUUUGUUUUCCUUAAACCCAUAACACAUGCACAGAGAGCCAGCACGAGGACUAUGCACCAAUUAAGUCUCACUUAAUGCCUGUUUUGAGCCAUAGGCCUAAUGAAAAGUUCUAUAUUGGCCUAUUCUCAGGAGUACAGUCCAUUAGGGUAUGUCUACACAGCCCACAGAAGCAAGCCUCUCAGCCUGGGUUGACAGACUUGGGUUAGCAGGGUUUGUGCUAGCACAAUAAAAAUAGCUGUGUAAACAGUACUUUGAAGUUGGAGCUCAGAUUCUGAAACCUAGGGAGGCUUUUAUUAAACCCCGCCCCCCUGUAUUUCAAAAAGUUUUUAACAUCUAAAAUAAUAAAUGCAUAAUAAUCAUAAUUAUAUGGUCUUUUUGUAACUUACUAGUCAGUUACUUGUCUAUGUCCAGGAAACAGAGUCUGUGAGUCUGUGUGGCUUUUGGCUUAAGCUGUGGUGACUUACGUCUUUUGUUUUAGAGGUCACCAGUUUAGAGGUCACCCUGCAUUAGCAAAGAUUAUAGCUAUCAUAGUUACAUAGUUUCAUACUUGCUGGGGCAAACUCUCUUUGAUUUUUUAGUAAGACUUUGCCUGAAUAAGGACUGAAUACUGACAUAAGCUAAAUAAGGACUGCAGGAUUUGGCCCAGUGAUCAGCAAGCUCUCAUUCAAAGCAUUUUAAAGCCUUUGCAACUCCAUGGAUGUCUCUGACGUUCUCCUUCCACCAUCUGAAAGCAGGAGAAGCAAUGGACUUGGAAUGGGCUAAUGAGAGACAAGAGAGAAGGAAAGGCUUGCCUCUGUUCCCAAAAAGACCCUUGAAACAUUUUUUGUGUGUGAAAAGAGCCCUGUAGGAGUAGAAACUCAUGGCCCUUUCUGUCUGAAAAAUAUUAGAAUAGAAUAGAAUGGUUCCUGUAACUCAGCUGGGGAGGUGGGAGUUGAGAUGAGUGAUAUAAAGUCAGCCCAUGGUUUUCAGACAGAAAAAUUCAGCUGCGGUGGAAUGGGUGACGAAAGGCAGACAAUGUUAAGGGGGCUGCAGAGGCAUCUGGAAAUGAAUCUACGAUGGUCACAUCUUUUAUUUUCAUCCAUAAUUUAAAACCACAUCUCUGCUGUUUGUAAAUCACGUAAGAACUGACUUUAGGGCUGGAGAGCAGACACCACCAGUUGCAUUUUCUCAGAUGUCACAAGCACAUCAAAAGUUGUUCAUUUACAAAAAGUGUGAUAUAGCCCAAAACCUCUGGUUUAGUGGCCACCUAUUGUGGUCUUACUUCAAAGCAGGUUGGAAAAUAAGAACUCUUUGGUGGUGCACGUAGAAAUAACUACAAAAAAGCUGAGGUCUAAGAACAGGAAAUUAUUAAUUCAGAGUUUGUCUUCCAGUAUGAACAUGGCUAUUGCAGCUGAUUUUAACAAGCAUUUAAAAUCUGUGACCAGAAUAGUGAUUUUUUCCCCCCUCUCAGUUGCAGGAAAAGCAGAGGGAACAGUAAACUGUGAAUUUGUUUAUUUUCUCCUACUUAUUUCUGAGAUUUUUUCCCAUUUUUCUGUUGGGGAAGUUUGAACAUCAUAACCUCACCAACUAGAUUAGGGGAGAUAUUUGUUUUGAAUCUGAUCAUACUUUGCUUGAUAAAUUGGAAGGGGAUUCUCAGAAAAUACAGUGCUGUGAGGCUGAUCCUUUCUCCUUCUUACAUUGCAGAGGUCCUUAAAAUGUGAAAUCUUGAUUUAUUCUAAUUUUUCCAUUGGCAUUACAUUUAAUGGUGACGUGGGAACUUGUUUCUCUCCUUGGGCUGUCAGAGUUAGUAUUUGUUAAGCUUCUGAGCACACAGCAAAGCCCAUCUUUUUUCUCUCUUUGCUAAGACUGUUGAGAAUGAAGUAGAUUGAGAUGGAUAUAUUUAUGGGCAGUCCUUUUUCUAUGUGUAUGUUGUGUCUUUUCAUUUCUAGUAUCGGUACCCAGAACACUGGAUGGGUACCUAGAGACGUAUUUAAAUAAAUAAUUAGAUUAAAUUAAAUUAAAUUAAUGCACUAAUGAAUGCAUCCAUCUUAAGUAUUCAUGUAUUAAAAACACAAUAAAAAGA